This is a messenger RNA of Musa acuminata AAA Group (dessert banana), 1971 nucleotides long. RefSeq lists its product as uncharacterized. NCBI's taxonomy places the organism in Eukaryota, Viridiplantae, Streptophyta, Magnoliopsida, Zingiberales, Musaceae. The transcript has a single exon. The coding region runs from base 262 to 1617 and encodes 451 amino acids. The record is from RefSeq and is a predicted model, not a curated record.
CAUUGCCUCUCUCACUCCCCCACUUUGUCGCCACACACGGCCACCAUGUGACCUUGUGGCCAUUCUUCCCUUCCUGCCAUGUCAAGAAGAUGCGGUGGUUCGGCUCCCACUUGAAAUCCCCACACCUUCCCACCUGUUCUUCCUCCCCUUCCUCCCUCUGGCGUUCCAUAUAUAUUAGACGAGUCUCACUGCAUUCCCUGAUCUCUUCUCCUCACCCUCUUCCUUCCCAAAUUCCAAACUCUAGAUCUAUCAGGCCUUCAAAUGGCCUCCCUCUCCUCUUCAACCAUUAUUGUUCUUCUGCUGCUUCUCUUCCUCCAUGUUAGCCUCACCAUUUCCUCCUCCUCUUCCACCACCACCACCACUUCCCCUGCUUCGAAGUCACAAAAGCCACAACUUUCAAGCAAAAGAUCCAUGAUUGAAGCAGGAGAGGAAGGUGAAAAGAUUCAGAAUCCCACACUCGUCAAGAAGAAACCAUUCUUGGGGACUAAAAACCAGACCAAACUCUUAAAGCCCAAAAAGACCAACUCCACCGCCACAGCUGCCGCAGCCGCCGCCAUCGCCAUGGAUUCCAAAUCCAACAAAACCACCAAGAAUAAGCUCGGUAAAAUCCUUGACGCCACCUUGAAAACCUCAAAUUCCACCAAGCUUCUCAAAACCAUCAAGCUUAUCAAGUCCAAUCUGACAAAAUCCUCCAAAGACCAGCUCAAAUCUCUCAAUUCCACCUCCAAUUCCACCAAAUCUUCCAAAAAAUCGGUUUUUGAUCCGCCCAUUGCCAAGAUCAAGACCACAUCCGCCCCCAAAGCUCCCAAACCGCAGCAACCCAGCAAGCCUCCCGUGGCGACGAAGCCGUCCAUGCCCAAGGCGAAGCCGGAGGAAUCGACGGCCUGGAUGGAGACAAUGGACGACAUGGACCACACGGAUCUCAUCUCCGACUUUCGGGAGCUCCCCUCCCGCCUGCUCCCCGACCUCGAGCGCCUCUCCACCACCUCCAAGGCCUACAUCUCCGCGGCCAACCGCGGCAUCGCCGAAGGCGUCAAGCCUUACGUGGGCAAGAGCUUCGCCCCCAAGGUUGCCCCCGUGCUCUCCUCCCUCUUCCUCGCGCUCCCCCUGCUCCUCUUCACCCUCCUCUUCCGCCGCCUCCGUACCUACCUCUCCCUCCACCGUCUGCUCCUCUUCAUCCAGGCCUAUCUCGCCAUCUACUUUGCCACCCUCGCGUUGACCGCCUUGGCGACGGGGCUGGAGCCCCUGCGGUUCUUCUACGCCACCUCGCCGGGCUCCUACACCUGGACGCAGGCGGCGCAGACGACCGGCUACCUAAUGUACCUGGUGCUGCAGCUGGCCGACCUGGUCGCGGUGUUCUCCGGCGGCAAGAACGCCGGCGGUGGCGGUGCGUCGGCGCGGGCGCUCGCCCUGGCGCAGAUGGUGAUCGGCCUGGCGGUGGGGGUGCACUACUACGCGGCCGUGUUCCACCGCGCGGUGAGCGGCGAGGCACCGCGGGCCAACUGGCGCGUGCACAGCGUCUACGCCGCGUGCUUCCUCGUGAUUUGCACGUGCGCGCGAGCGGAGAGGAGGAAGAAGGCGUACUACGAAGGGGGAGAAGACGGGAAGAAGAGUUAAAACUUUCGGGGGCAUUAUCGGAAGCGUAUCACAGGGGUAUAACGGGAAGAGUGGAAGAUACCGAUUGCGGGUGUAAUUUGGGAAGAGCAUUACGUUCUCCUAAUAUUUCUCAUCACCAUUUUACUUUCCAUGUUAUUUAUUACUUCUAGCUAUGUAACCAUAAAAAAUGUAAUAAGGUGUGGAUUGGGGAUAAGAACACGAGAGAGAGAGAGAGAGAGAGAGAGAGAGAGAGAGAAGAGGUAGGAAAUUAAAGUGAUGAUGCACUGAACAAGACAAAACUUGCUUCUGUUGUUUGAUGGUGUCUGGCCUCAUUCGAUUCGCAUAACAUGAUAAAUGACAUCUUUAAUUAUUUCA